CAACACACUCGUUCUAGGAAGCGCGCUGAUUCAAAAUUCAAACGAAGGGACAAAAGGAGACGCAGCGGACCGUUUCCCCGCUGUAGAGCCCAAAUCCGGGACGAAAUCCCCAUUCGGUGUUUCAGAUUUUGCAGCUAUCCGGUGCAAUCUGUAGUAAGCUAGCCACUAGUUAUGACUGAGCUCAAUCUUCUUUGUCUCUACUGAUCUUCUAGGGCGAGCUUCCUUGCUGAGUCACAGGCCAUUAACUGCAGUCGCGUUCAGCACACCAGCAAAUGCUUUUUGCUUUUCUUUGUUUUGUCUGAACUGAAUCAGCUGGCUGGAAAUCAGUGAGCAAGAUGAUGAGACGCCAUGGAUGGCAGCGUCCUCUCCACCCUUUACAGAUAGUGGGCAUGUCCGUCUUCAUUUUCCUUGUCGCAGCAUUUUAUUGCUUUCUUGGGCUUUUCCUCGGCAACAGGGUUGCUGAAAUCACCAUCACUAGUAUUUUCUCCUUUGUGGCAUUUUCUGUUGCAGUCCUGUUCGUGAGGUGUGCUGCUCUUGAUCCUACUGAUAAGACCCGAUAUAGAAUGAAAAUAAAGGGGAAAUCAACUUCAUUUCCAAAGUUGAACUAUGGGUUCCUAUUGACUCAAAUCGUCAAGAGGCUUUUCAUGAAGGUAGAGCGCAAAAUAUUUAGGACUUUUAUAAGGAGAAAGUACCUCACUCUUUGGGAAAGUAGCCUUCUAAGGGAGCCUAUGUUCCCAUUUCCCCUUAUUAUGGAUGAUUCAGUUGCACCAGAGAUCAGGGAGGAUGACAUUUCUUUUUGCAUACUCUGUGAUUUUGAGGUGAAGAAACACAGCAAGCACUGUAGAACCUGCAAUCGUUGUGUUGAGGGGUUCGAUCAUCACUGCAGGUGGUUAAACAACUGUGUAGGGAGAAAGAACUACACAACAUUCAUAUUGCUGAUGGUUUUUGUCUUGACAAUGCUUAUAAUCGAAGGAGGGAGUGCUGUUGCUAUAUUUGUCAGAUGCUUUGUAAAUAGGAAAGGGAUAGAAGAAGAGUUUGAGAGGAGAUUUUACAUAAAGUUUUCGAGGGGAGUUCCCGCAACAGCAUCUGUUUUGUUAUUUUCUAUGACGACAUAUGGUGCAGCUGCACUGGGACAACUUUUCUUCUUCCAUUUGGUUCUCAUCCGAAAGGGGAUGAAAACCUAUGAUUACAUUAUGGCAAUGAAAGAGGAGAACCAAUAUCUGGAUCUGGAAUCACUGGAAGACUCGGACUCUUCUUCAGAUGAUAGUACUGAUUUUGUUUCGCCUGAGAAGCUGCCAUUUGCCUCACAACUUAAAUGCGCAGGAGGAAGAAUAAAAACCCAGAGCCCACACAGAUUGUCCAUAAGAAUUGAAGGCAGGGAAUCUGAAUCCUCCUCACUGAUGAAAAAGCCAGGCUUCCGGGCAAGCAUUGAUCCGUGGAAGUUGAUAAAAAUGAGCAAAGAGAAAGCACUACAGGCUGCAGAUAAGGCAAGGGAAAGGCUUCUGAUGAAGCAAAAGGAAUUGGCUAAUAAUGAUAAUGCAUUGAAUUUGAAGCCACUGCCUCUAGAAACAAAAAAAGGACCCCUGAUGAAAAAGGAUAAAGAUGGUGGUAGUGUGCCCAUCAUCUCCAAUGGACCUCAGAGGCUUAGCAUAACCAGUGCAGGAUCACCUUUACAGUUUUCAAGCCCGAGGAGGAGAUUCUCAUAUUCUCCAACAGCAUCUGGUGGUGGUGCCUCUGUAUUAACACCAAAACAAAGGUAUCGAAGCAACUUUGAUCUGAAAAAACUGACACAGGUCUCAACACAAAUGGAGACUUACAUUUCAAGACAGGUUCUAUCUUCGGUGUUGACCAAGGAUGGGGCUGCAGGGACACCCCCUAGAUAGCAGAGAAGAAAACGGUCUGUUUGACCAUCAGAAGAUGCCAUUUUUUAUUAAUUUAGUGGAGUUGAUUUAUCAAAUGUAAAGUACUUACAACCCAAAGAUUGCUCUAAAUCCUUUUCCCAGACAGUUGCAUCAACCGAUAGAAUGUCACUACCUUUGUUAUCUAAUUAUAAUCCAAAGCCUUGACAUUUUUUAAAAUGUAAUUUUAUUUCUGCUUUGCUUAGGCUGGUCAGCCUAGUUAUUUAUAGAACUAGACAAGACUAUGACUUGAUCUAUUGAAGCAAAGGUGCUUUAUCCUGAAUUGUUUCUAUGCUGCAGUGCUGUUGGUAUAAAAAUUCAAUAUAUUGAGCAAAUAUUUAAA
Molecule: messenger RNA, 2241 nt
Organism: Cuscuta europaea
Lineage: Eukaryota; Viridiplantae; Streptophyta; Magnoliopsida; Solanales; Convolvulaceae
Source: the annotation of a GenBank genome assembly